Racocetra persica is the source of this 156-nucleotide messenger RNA. NCBI's taxonomy places the organism in Eukaryota, Fungi, Glomeromycota, Glomeromycetes, Diversisporales, Gigasporaceae. The record is from the annotation of a GenBank genome assembly.
UAGAAAAAUAUAUCAAUAAUGCAGAAUUUACAAAAUUUAAUGCAAAUAAUGGUCUAAUUAUAGAAUUUCAUCCCAUUCUUGAGGCUUUUGCUCAUUUCACGUAUAAAUACACUGAAGGAUAUUUGGUAGUUUAUGACUUACAAGGUGUCGAUCUCG